GCUUCCUUCGAGUAGGCCGCCAGACGACCUCUGCAACUGCCAACACCUUUAAGACAAAAAAACUGUCGUAGAACGCUGCUGGGAGGAUGCGGAUUCACACGUGUUAUUUCUGCUCCGGGCCAGUUUACCCUGGUCAUGGUAUUAUGUUCGUCCGAAACGACGCGAAAGAGUUUCGGUUUUGCCGCAGUAAAUGCCACAAAAACUUUAAGAUGAAGCGUAAUCCCAGAAAGGUCGCUUGGACAAAGGCCUACCGUAAGGCUCACGGCAAGGAAAUGGUGUAUGAUCAAUCUCUGGCCAUCACUGCUGCUCGUCGUAAUGUCCCUGUUCGCUACGACAGAAACCUCGUUGCUACUACUCUGAAGGCUAUGAAACGCGUAACCGAGGUGCAUUCCAAGAGAGAACGUCUCUUCUUCAAAAAGAGAAUGGCCGGAAAACGCGACCAAGAAGUUCGCGAAGCUCAACGUCUCGUGCAACAAAAUGUUCCUCAGUUCGCCGAGGCCGUCGAGGAAGAAGAAAAGAUGGACGAAGUUCCUCAAAUUCUCGCCGAACCCGAAGAGAUGGAACAAACCACUACUGCUGCUCCCGGCAAGGUACCGGUUUUGGUUUCGACGAAAAAACGCAAAAACAAGAACGCUGCUUCAGGUUCCUCCGCUAUGGACCUGGAUUAGUUGUGUCUCGAAUCUCACUUGGCUGUUUAUUGGGAAUUUUUGGUACAUUCAGUAAUGCAAUUGUCUUCCGGUAGGGUAUAAUCAAAUGUGGCGGUAGCUGUAAGUUGAAUUGCUAAGA
Molecule: messenger RNA, 786 nt
Organism: Schizosaccharomyces japonicus yFS275
Lineage: Eukaryota; Fungi; Ascomycota; Schizosaccharomycetes; Schizosaccharomycetales; Schizosaccharomycetaceae
Product: ribosome biogenesis protein RLP24
Exons: 3
Coding region: 87-668 (193 amino acids)
Biological process (GO): assembly of large subunit precursor of preribosome; ribosomal large subunit biogenesis
Cellular component (GO): nucleolus; preribosome; preribosome, large subunit precursor
Molecular function (GO): structural constituent of ribosome; ATPase activator activity; ATPase binding
Source: RefSeq, a predicted model, not a curated record